This is a messenger RNA of Leucoraja erinaceus (little skate), 811 nucleotides long. Its product is annotated as histone H4. The transcript has a single exon. The record is from RefSeq and is a predicted model, not a curated record. Gene Ontology annotation, cellular component: nucleosome. Bases 58 to 369 code for a protein of 103 amino acids. Gene Ontology annotation, biological process: nucleosome assembly. Gene Ontology annotation, molecular function: structural constituent of chromatin; DNA binding; protein heterodimerization activity. NCBI's taxonomy places the organism in Eukaryota, Metazoa, Chordata, Chondrichthyes, Rajiformes, Rajidae.
AAAGAAGACAGCAACAGUCAGCUUGUCACUGAGCAGCGACUCGAGUAAAGCAGCAUCAUGUCUGGCAGAGGGAAAGGAGGCAAAGGAUUAGGCAAAGGCGGAGCAAAGCGGCACCGCAAAGUGCUUCGCGAUAACAUCCAGGGCAUCACCAAGCCAGCUAUCCGCCGCCUGGCUCGGCGUGGUGGGGUCAAGCGGAUCUCGGGUCUGAUCUACGAGGAGACCCGCGGGGUGCUGAAGGUUUUCCUGGAGAAUGUGAUCAGGGACGCGGUCACCUACACCGAGCACGCCAAGCGCAAGACGGUCACUGCCAUGGAUGUGGUGUACGCUCUGAAACGACAGGGCCGCACUCUCUACGGCUUCGGCGGCUAAAUAACUACCCCCUUUAUUCCAACACAAAACAAAGGCUCUUCUAAGAGCCGCCCACAACCUCACAGAAAGAGCAGAGUCUAGGGAAUUGGAGUAGAUGCAGAUUGGAAUGUGUUUUAUUAAACUAGUUAUUCCACCACUGAACAUAAGUUUUUAGCUUUUUCACCGCGGUCAUUAGAAUGCGAAGCCGACAGUAAAAGAUCAUACACAAGUCGAUGUCAGUUUCCCUUUUACCGAUAUACCUCAUGAUUAAUGCAGCAACAGGAGGGUCGACUCCAAACCGUUCCCUGGGUAACAGUCGCUUAUUUCCAGUCACGAGCAGAGCUGAAUUCCGUCUGCACCGGGAUCCGGUCUGUAAAUCCGCGCCGCAUAUUCAGUCAUGAUUUAAGCGAGAAGUUAAAGUGGAUUUGAUAUUAAGUUGACAGAAACUGAAUUCAUUCAGAAU